AUGAGGGGAUCGUUCUGGUGGUUCGUCGCUUCAUUAUAUUUGGUGAUCCUCGGGGCCCAGGGUCUGGAGGGGGAGAUGGCCGAGCUGGCCAAGAUGCUGAGAGACAACUGUGUGGAGGAGACGGGGGUGGACGUGGCGCUCAUAGACAAGGUGAACCAGGGAGCGACGCUGAUGGAGGACGGGAAGCUCAAGUGUUACAUCAAGUGUGUGAUGGAGACGGCUGGCAUGAUGUCCGGCGGGGAGGUGGACGUGGAGGCCGUGGUGGCCGUGCUGCCCGACGAGCUGCAGAGACACGCGGACACCAUGCGGGCCUGCGGGACCCAGCGGGGCCGGGACGACUGUGACACGGCCUUCCGCACGCAGGUCUGCUGGCAGGCCGGCUGUCCCCAGGACUACAUACUUAUAUAG
This is a messenger RNA of Danaus chrysippus (African queen), 408 nucleotides long. The record is from the annotation of a GenBank genome assembly. Lineage: Eukaryota; Metazoa; Arthropoda; Insecta; Lepidoptera; Nymphalidae.